This is a messenger RNA of Diaporthe citri, 2634 nucleotides long. RefSeq lists its product as uncharacterized. Gene Ontology annotation, biological process: protein import into nucleus. Gene Ontology annotation, cellular component: nucleus; cytoplasm. Gene Ontology annotation, molecular function: nuclear import signal receptor activity; small GTPase binding. NCBI's taxonomy places the organism in Eukaryota, Fungi, Ascomycota, Sordariomycetes, Diaporthales, Diaporthaceae. Bases 1 to 2634 code for a protein of 877 amino acids. The transcript has 5 exons. The record is from RefSeq and is a predicted model, not a curated record.
AUGGCGGAAGGGGCCCCUCAGAUCAACGAGGUGCUUUUGAACUCGCUGUCUCCCGACGCGAACCUUCGAAAUGCUGCCGAGCAACAGCUCACACAGGCCGCCGAGAACAACUUUUCAUUGUACCUCGCGACCCUCGUGCAGGCAUUGGCAGAUGAGAACGCCGAAGGUCCCAUCCGAGCCGCCGCCGGUAUCGCCUUGAAGAACGCAUUCACCGCCAGAGAAUUCGCAAGACAAGCAACAUUACAACAAAAAUGGCUCCAGCAAACCGAUGAUGAGACCAAGACACGCGUCAAGGAUCUGGCCGUCCAGACCUUGUCGUCCAGCAACUCCCAGGCCGGCCAGGCUGCUGCCCAGGUCGUUGCCUCCAUCGCUGCCAUCGAGCUGCCACGUAACCAGUGGGCCGAUCUCAUGGGAGUCUUGGUCCGGAGUGUCAGCGAGGGCAACCCACAUCAGAAGCAAGCCUCGCUGACAACUAUCGGUUUCGUUUGCGAGAGCCAGGAUGCCGACCUGCGAGCGGCUCUGGUUGGCCACUCGAACGCCAUCUUGACAGCCGUCGUGCAAGGCGCCCGGAAGGAGGAGACCAACAGCGAGAUCCGGCUCGCCGCUAUCACUGCGCUGGGUGAUUCUCUGGAGUUCGUCGAGAACAACUUUAAGCACGAGGGCGAACGGAAUUACAUCAUGCAGGUGGUGUGCGAGGCCACCCAAGCCUCAGACGCCCGCAUACAGCAGGGUGCUUUCGGUUGUCUUAACCGGAUCAUGGCCCUCUACUACGACAAGAUGCGCUUCUACAUGGAGAAGGCUCUGUUCGGACUGACCAUUCUCGGCAUGAAGAGCGAGGAUGAGGACGUCGCCAAGCUUGCCGUGGAAUUCUGGAGCACUGUCUGCGAGGAGGAGAUCGCAAUCGAGGAUGAUAACGCACAGGUCGACAGCUCAGAUCAAAUGCGGCCUUUCUACAACUUCGCCCGCGUCGCGACCAACGAGGUGGUGCCAGUCCUGCUGAACCUGCUCACCAAGCAGGAUGAGGACGCAGCUGAUGACGAGUACAACAUCUCCCGUGCUGCUUACCAGUGUCUGCAGCUCUACGCCCAGGCAGUGCAGGCAACUAUCAUCCCGCCCGUGAUCGCAUUCGUGGAGGGAAACCUGCGCUCAGACGACUGGCACAACCGAGAUGCUGCAGUCUCUGCUUUCGGCGCCAUCAUGGAGGGACCUGAUGAGAAGGUGCUCGAGCCAAUAGUGAAGUCUGCCCUGCAAAUCCUCAUCCAAAUGAUGGACGACUCGUCUGUGCAUGUCCGGGACUCGACAGCUUAUGCUCUCGGCCGCAUUACUGAGGCGUGCUCAGAGGCCAUCGAUCCCGCCACGCACCUGGACCCUCUGAUCCGGUCUCUCUUCUCUGGCCUGCAGACCAACCCCAAGAUGGCCCCUUCGUGCUGCUGGGCUCUCAUGAACCUCGCUGAACGCUUCGCCGGCGAGCCUGGCACACAGACCAAUGCCCUCACAGGGCACUUCAACGACAGCAUCCAGUCCCUCCUGACUGUCACUGCCCGGCCGGACUGCGACAACACGGUCCGCACGGCAACCUACGAAGUUCUCAACAUCUUCGUUCAGAAUGCUGCACAAGACUCUGUUCAGUCAGUUGCACAGCUCUCCACCGUCAUCCUUGAGCGCCUGGAGAACACGAUUCCCAUGCAGAGCCAGGUCGUCAGUGUCGAGGACAAGAUCACUCUUGAGGACAUGCAGACAAGUCUUUGCUCCGUGCUCCAGGCCAUCGUUCAGCGACUGGACAAGGAGAUUGUUCCCCAGGGUGACCGGAUCAUGCAGAUCCUCCUCCAGAUUUUGAGCUCUGCUGGCGCCAAGUCCAGUGUGCCUGAGGCUGCUUUUGCCGCCAUCAGCGCGCUUUCUAACGCUAUGGAAGAGGACUUCGUCAAGUACAUGGAUGCCUUCACUCCGUUCCUUUACAACGCGCUGGGCAACCAGGAAGAGCCAAGCUUGUGCUCUAUGGCUAUCGGUCUUGUGAGCGACAUUACCCGAUCGAUGGGAGAGCAGAGCGCACCGUACUGCGACAGCUUCAUGAACUACCUGCUUAACAACCUGAGGUCUACGGCUUUGUCCAAUCAGUUCAAGCCUGCCAUUCUGCAGUGCUUUGGCGACAUUGCAAGUGCCAUUGGCGGCCACUUCGAGAAGUAUUUGUCUGUCGUGGCACAGGUCCUUCAGCAAGCAGCGACUGUUACUGCCAGUCCCGAGGGCAGCUACGAGAUGUACGACUAUGUCAUCUCUCUGCGGGAGGGCAUUAUGGAUGCUUGGGGCGGUAUUAUUGGUGCUAUGAAGACCAGUUCCAAGACUCAAAUACUCCAAGAGCACGUUGCCUCCAUCUUCCAGCUGCUGAACAUCAUCGCCAAUGACAUGAACCGCAGCGAAGCUCUGAUGCGGGCGUCCAUGGGCGUUAUCGGCGAUCUCGCGGACGCGUACCCCAACGGAGAGCUGGUCGAGGCCUUCCGCCAGGACUGGGUUGCUGCGAUGAUCAAGGAGACUCGGGCCAACCGCGACUUCCAGCCUCGUACUAUUGAGACAGCCCGCUGGGCCCGCGAACAGGUCAAGCGGCAGGUCGGUGGCACCGCCAACACCAUGGCAACGUGA